AUGGGAGCGCACAGGCGGGGAGUCAUUCUGGCCAUGCCGGCCACUUGGGUUGCGGUCCUUCUCUGCGUGACUACUUCGGUGUAUGCAGUGGAAGAGACAGUGAUGGAUACAAGGACAGCGACAGCUGAGCUUGGCUGGAUAUCAUUCCCGGCCAAUGGAUGGGAGGAGGUGAGUGGCUAUGAUGAGAACCUCAACACCAUCAGGACGUACCAGGUGUGCAACGUGUUUGAGCCCAGCCAGAACAACUGGCUCCUCACAACUUACAUCGACCGGCGGGCGGCGCAGCGCAUCUACGUGGAGAUCCGCUUCACCGUACGUGACUGUGCCUCAAUCCCCAGUGUCCUGGGAUCCUGCAAGGAGACGUUCAACCUCUACUACCUGGAGACCGACAGGACUGUGUCAGAGGGCAUCAAAGGGGUGGAGUACUGGGCCAAUGCACCUUUUCUUAAGGUGGACACCAUCGCAGCCGAUGAGAGUUUCUCCCAGGUUGAUUUUGGGGGAAGGCUAAUGAAGGUGAACACAGAAGUUCGGAGUUUUGGGCCGCUGUCCAAAGGCAGAGGCUUCCACUUGGCUUUCCAGGAUCUGGGUGCUUGCAUGUCCCUUCUGGCUGUCAGAGUGUUCUACAAGAAAUGCCCCAGCAUAGUACAGAACUUUGCUUUUUUCCCCGAGACACUGACUGGAGCAGAGUCCACCUCAUUAGUCAUUGCCAGAGGAAGCUGCAUUCCCAACGCUGAGGAAGUUGACGUGCCCAUAAAGCUCUACUGUAACGGUGAUGGAGAGUGGAUGGUUCCCAUCGGCAGCUGCAGCUGCAAGGCGGGUUAUGAGCCAGACAAUGGCAACGUGUGUCGAGCUUGUCCUCAGGGCACCUUUAAGUCCUCCCAGGGGGCAGGAUUAUGUCAGCAAUGUCCGCUCAACAGUCGCUCCACCAUCGAGGCCGCCACCCUCUGUGGUUGUAGGAACGGCUAUUACCGUGGAGACAUGGACAAACCUGAGGACAUGUGCACCAGUGUCCCUUCAGCUCCUCGCAAUGUGGUCUCAGUUGUCAACCAGACAUCAGUGCUGCUGGAGUGGCACUCGCCACGUGACAUGGGGCACCGUGACGACUUGUCAUACAACGUCUUGUGCCGCCGGUGCCACAGCAACGAGCGCAGAGCAUGUCAGCCGUGUGACGACAGUGUCGCGUUUGUUCCAGGCAAGCGGGGGUUAAAGGAAACAAGGGUGGAGAUCAGCAAGCUGCGGGCCCACACUUCCUACACCUUUGACAUACAGGCAAUCAACGGAGUCUCCAACAAGAGCCCUUACCCCGCCCAGCAACUGUCAAUCAACAUUACAACCAAUCAGGCUGCUCCCUCAGUAGUUCCCAUAAUGCACCAAGUGAGUUCAACGAGCCGCAGUUUCUCGUUGUCAUGGCCACCGCCCGAACAGCCCAACGGAAUUAUCCUCGACUAUGAGAUACGAUACUAUGACAAGUCCCAGUCGUCAGUCCUGAACAGUUCAGUGGUGCAGAGCGAGACGCCCAAUGUGGUUCUGGAGGGACUGAGGCCUGGGACCGGUUACGUGGUCCAGGUAAGGGCUCGUACAGUGGCCGGCUACGGAGCCUACAGCAAGGAGAUGCUCUUCCAAACACUCACCGACGAUGAGUAUAAGUCAGAGCUGGGCCAGCAGCUCUCCCUGAUUGCAGGCUCUUUAGUAGGCGGAGUGUGUAUCGUCUCAUUGGUAGCUAUUGCCAUCAUCUGUUCCAGGAGAAGGCAGUUGAAAGAGAGUGUGUACGGUGACAAGCUGCCACAGUACAACACCGGAGGAGAGGUGACUCUGAGGCCUGAUAUGUUCAGUGGUCCCACCCCGACUGUGACCUUUCCCACCCUGUCUGAGGGUCACAGUUCACCAGGGGUCAAGAUCUACAUCGACCCCUUCACCUACGAGGACCCCAACGAGGCUGUGCGGGAGUUUGCCAAGGAAAUUGACCCGUCCUGUGUCAAAAUAGAGGAAGUCAUCGGAUCAGGUGAGUUUGGCGAGGUGUACAAAGGCCGCCUGAAGCCUGUUGGGAAAAAAGAAAUUCCUGUGGCCAUCAAGACCCUGAAGGUGGGCUACUCUGAAAGGCAGAGGAGGGACUUCCUGUCCGAGGCAUCAAUCAUGGGCCAGUUUGACCAACCAAACAUCAUCAGGCUGGAGGGCGUGGUCACCAAGAGCAGGCCCACGAUGAUCAUCACAGAGUUCAUGGAGAACGGAGCUCUUGACUCAUUUCUCAGGCAGAAUGAUGGGCAGUUCCCAGUGAUCCAGCUGGUUGGUAUGCUGAGGGGCAUUGCAUCCGGAAUGAGGUACCUAGCGGAGAUGAGUUAUGUUCACCGUGACCUGGCAGCUCGGAACAUCUUGGUUAACAGUAACCUGGUGUGCAAGGUGUCUGACUUUGGCUUAUCUCGAUAUCUAGAGGAGGACACCUCUGACCCCACCUACACCAGCUCACUGGGUGGUAAAAUCCCAGUGCGGUGGACGGCUCCAGAGGCUAUCGCCUACAGGAAGUUCACGUCAGCGUCAGAUGUCUGGAGUUAUGGGAUUGUCACCUGGGAGGUGAUGUCAUACGGAGAGAGACCUUACUGGGACAUGAGCAAUCAAGAUGUGAUAAAUGCCAUAGAGCAGGAUUUCAGGCUGCCGGCUCCGAUGGACUGUCCAGUAGUCCUGCACCAGCUGAUGCUGGACUGCUGGCAGAAAGACAGGAACGCUCGGCCAAAGUUCCCCGAUAUCGUCAGCAUGUUGGACAAAAUGAUACGCAAUCCUGCAUCUCUCAAAGCCGGUACCAACAACGUGGCCCCUGGUCCUUCCCCUCAUCCCUUGUUAGACCGUGGAGCUCCAGACCUGAGCAGGGUGAGCUCAGUAGAAGACUGGCUGGCUGCUCUGAAGAUGACCCAGUAUCGAGACUCCUUCCUGGGCUCUGGUUUCACCUCUUUGCCGCUUGUCACACAAAUCACAGCCGAAGAUCUUCAGAGAAUCGGAGUGUCUCUUGCGGGACACCAGAAGAAAAUCCUGACCAGUGUUCAGCUGAUGAGGCACCACGUUGAUGACCAAUCUCCCACUGAAUCUGUGUAA
Molecule: messenger RNA, 3084 nt
Organism: Toxotes jaculatrix (banded archerfish)
Lineage: Eukaryota; Metazoa; Chordata; Actinopteri; Toxotidae
Product: ephrin type-B receptor 1-like
Exons: 20
Coding region: 1-3084 (1027 amino acids)
Biological process (GO): axon guidance; protein phosphorylation; cell surface receptor protein tyrosine kinase signaling pathway
Cellular component (GO): neuron projection; plasma membrane
Molecular function (GO): protein binding; transmembrane-ephrin receptor activity; ATP binding
Source: RefSeq, a predicted model, not a curated record